Scheffersomyces coipomensis is the source of this 2035-nucleotide messenger RNA. RefSeq lists its product as uncharacterized. The transcript has a single exon. Gene Ontology annotation, molecular function: hydrolase activity. Gene Ontology annotation, cellular component: cytosol. The coding region runs from base 176 to 2017 and encodes 613 amino acids. The record is from RefSeq and is a predicted model, not a curated record. Lineage: Eukaryota; Fungi; Ascomycota; Pichiomycetes; Serinales; Debaryomycetaceae. Gene Ontology annotation, biological process: nucleotide catabolic process.
UGGUUAACGAUUUUGACAGCUCCUGCAUACAACCACUGAUAGAUAACCACUAUAGAGAGAUAGGGAGCAAAAGGGAGGGAGGGAGUAUAAAGAGAACGUUGUUGUGGCUGCCAUUUCAAAAAUCCCAAACAACAACAACUUUGAAUGUUGGAAGAAACAACAGCAAUUAUACAGCAUGUUUGAUACUUCAGUGUAUAGGAAUCUUGUAUUGGCAUUUUUGGCUCUUGUCGCCAUCAGUCAGGUGUACAAGUUGUAUCAUGUUUAUUCGAACAAUAAUAGUCAAAUCUCAGCAUUACGAGACUUGACUUGGAGUGAUAUCAAUUUCAUUCAUACUACUGAUACUCAUGGUUGGUAUUCUGGUCAUCUUAAUCAGAAGAUAUACAGUGCUGAUUGGGGGGAAUUCAUUUCAUUUACGAGUAGAUUGAAGGAGAUUGCUAAUGAAAAUAAUCAAGAUUUAUUAUUGAUUGAUAGUGGGGAUAGACAUGAUGGGAAUGGAUUAUCUGAUGUUACUGUACCUAAUGGAGUUAAAUCACUUCCUAUCUUUAUGAAAGAAGAUUAUGAUUUAUUAACCAUUGGUAAUCAUGAAUUAUAUUUAUGGGAAAAUUCAAGACAAGAAUAUGAAGUUUUAAUUGAACAUUUUAAGGGGAAUUAUCUUAGUUCAAAUGUUCAAUUUAAACUUGAUAAUGGUACAUUUGUUUCAUUUGGGGAUAAAUUUAAGUAUUUCACUACACCAAAUCAAAAAUUAAACGUCUUAUCCUUUGGAUUUCUUUUUGAUUUUGAUAGAUUUAAUGAUCAUUCAAAAGUUACAUCCAUAAAAGAAGUUAUCGACAAUGAACCUUGGUUUAAAGAGAUCUUAAAGAGUUAUCCUCCUGAUAAAGUGGAUUUAUUAUUACUUGUAACUCAUGUUCCAAUAUCUCGUAGUUGGCCUGAAUUAUAUUAUCUUCAUACUGUUCUUCGUGAAUUUUAUCCAACCACCAAAAUUCAAUAUUUUGGAGGUCAUAGUCAUAUUAGAGAUUUUAUUGUCUUGGAUCCUAAUGCUACUGCUUUACAAAGUGGAAGAUAUUGUGAAACUAUUGGAUGGACCAGUAUCAAUUUAACUACGGAGAAAUUCGAUGAUCGUUAUUCAAGAACUUAUAUUGAUUUCAAUAUUGAUUCAUUCCAACAUCAUUCAAAGAUAACUACUAAAUCCUUAUUUGAUACUGAAAGAGGAAUUGAAGUAUCUAACUUGAUUAAAACUACUAGAAAAGAAUUAAAGUUGAAUGAUCCAAUUGGGUAUGUUAAAAGUAGUAAUUAUUAUAUUGAUUAUGUUCCAAUAACUGAUUCUAAAAAUAUAUUCCAUUUAUUAACGAAAAAAAUCUUACCAACAUUGGUAACUGAGAAUGAAAACAUUACCACUCAUGAUGAAAGAAUCAUUAUUAUAAAUACUGGAUCUAUAAGAUAUGAUUUAUAUAAGGGAGCAUAUACUAUUGAUAGUCAAUAUAUUGUGUCCCCAUUUGAGAAUUUAUGGGUUAAAUUAACUUUACCAAAAGGUAUAGCUAUUCAAAUUGCACCAAUUUUAAAUGAUCAAGGAUAUAUUGCUAAACAUUUAACUCCACCUCAUCAUAUGGAUGAUGCUGAAAAUAAAAAUUCUUUAAAGAGACAAACUAGAUUUAGAUAUCCUGUAUUAGAUUUGACUGAAGCUGAUAAACAAACAAUUAAAAAUAGUAAAAAGAAAGCUAAAUUAACGAAAGGGUAUGUUACAUUUGAUGAUUUAGGUCAUGAUGGGGAUGAUACUCCUCAUAAGGCCGUGGUUAAUUUCCCAAUUCCCAAUGUGGUUGAUUCCCAAGAAUUAAAAAAGGGAACUCCAAAUGAUGAAUUAGUUGAUCUUGUGUUUUACGAUUUUAUUCAAAAAGAUAUAUUUUGGGCUCUUCAACAAUUGAAUUAUACUCUUGAAGAAGAUUCUAAUGAGCCUGAAUUUUAUUCAAAGAAAUAUUUAGGUACUCUAUUAAAUGAAUAUAUAAAAGAUAAAGGACUUUAGAUAUUAAUUCCUUUACUU